This is a messenger RNA of Rhincodon typus (whale shark), 833 nucleotides long. RefSeq names its product trafficking protein particle complex subunit 2 (gene trappc2). NCBI's taxonomy places the organism in Eukaryota, Metazoa, Chordata, Chondrichthyes, Orectolobiformes, Rhincodontidae. Gene Ontology annotation, biological process: endoplasmic reticulum to Golgi vesicle-mediated transport. The record is from RefSeq and is a predicted model, not a curated record. The coding region runs from base 134 to 556 and encodes 140 amino acids. Gene Ontology annotation, cellular component: TRAPP complex; nucleus; cytoplasm. The transcript has 5 exons.
UGGCGAUUGGUUAGUGUACUGGACGUUGUCUUCCAAUCGCGUUCUUCGUUGGAUUCAUGUGGGGUGGCCUGUCGGUGAGUCCUGGGAGUGAUCGCCAAGAGUUUGACUGUGGAGUUACGGUUAAAUUAGAGACAUGUCUGGUAGUUUUUAUUUUGUUAUAGUUGGACAUCAUGACAACCCCGUUUUUGAAAUGGAGUUUCUUCCAGCAGGCAAAAUGGAGCCCAAAGAUGAUCACCGACACUUGAACCAGUUCAUAGCUCAUGCUGCUCUUGAUUUAGUAGAUGAGAACAUGUGGUUAUCCAACAAUAUGUACUUGAAAACUGUUGACAAGUUCAAUGAAUGGUUUAUCUCUGCGUUUGUUACAGCUGGACACAUGAGAUUUAUUAUGUUGCAUGAUGUGCGUCAAGAAGAUGGAAUAAAAAACUUUUUUAAUGAUGUCUAUGAUUUGUACAUUAAGUUUGCCAUGAAUCCAUUUUAUGAACCUAAUACCCUCAUUCGAUCAACAGCAUUUGACAGAAAAGUUCAAUUCUUGGGAAAGAAGCACCUGCUGAGUUGAACGAAUGACAGCGCAUGUAAAUAUAAUUAAAGGUUACAGGAUAUCAGAAGUAUCUUUUACUGUGUAGCAUAUUGUCGUUGGUGACUUUUUGUCAAUUGUACUAUUCCUUCAUGUGUGUAUUUAUUAUAUAAAGAAAUCAUACGUUGGGCUUUGGCAUCUAUAUUUACUACAUGCAAGCUAUGUCAGUUACUUGUGCCUGUUGAAUAGUUUUCUUUAAAUCAGUCAUGUUUUCAUUCAGAAAAAUUGUGCUCCAUCUGUAUUAAAUUUUGAAACUGUG